UCUGUUCUAUCCUUCUUGGGGAUAUGAGUGAUUGCAAAAAGUAACUUAUACUUCACGAAAGUGAAGAUAAUAGAAAAAUAAAACCGAGGACGUUGUUAUUGCCAUUGUCAGUUCUCAUUGCCCACUACCGUUUCAAUUAAAUUUCAGCAGCAAUCCCAUAUUUGCUAUUCUCUUUACUCAUUGAAACCACAGAGUAUUAAUAAAUGAUCAACGCUCUAAAUAUAUGUAUGUAUAUCAAAAUCGUUGCUGUACUCCAACAAAAGCAGUCGAGAAGAACAGAGAGAAACAAAAAAAACAGGGAAAAAGUAAAAACAAAUGCUUCGAACUCUUCGUUCUUCGGAGCUAAAUAUUUUAUAAAUGUCAUUUAAAAGUUAGUGCGAGGGGUUGAGAUCCACUUUAAAUGUCAAUGUAGAAAAAGUCAUUAAAAUAAUAAUAUCAAAUGUUUAAUUAUUUUAAUACUUAAAAAUUAUUGUCCAGGAAUAAAAGUAAAUUAUUUCAAAAGUACAUGUCUGUGUAAAAAAAACUGUUUAAUAUAUUAACUGUUCAAAAUAAUGCCAAGCGUUUUGGCGCUGCUUAAAAACGCAAAUACAAAUAAAAAAGCAAUGUAAAUAAAUUAAUACGGAAUGCGUUUCCACUUCACCCCCAUCCUCAUCAUUAUUCUGCAACAAAUAAAUCGAUUUUUUACUCAAAGCAUACCCAUCAGCCCGUGUCCGAAAAUCUUCCAAUAUCGCUUCGAUGGUACGGAGUGGUUUGGCAUUCUCUCUGCGCGUAAUACCGACUUCGCGGAAGCUCUGCAAAUUAAAGUGACACUCUCCAUGCGUGGAAAACCAACGACGAGUUACCUAGGCGAAAUUGAAUUGCUUUCGCGCGGCCAAUUCCACAGCAAUGCCCCAGUCCUAUAUAAAAUCAAAUUUCCCAAAACACAUUUUCCACCGAAGUUGCUGCACGUAACUGCAAACAACCAUGCCAUUUGUGUAGGUCAAUCAGAUCUUAGUAUAUUCGUCACACAGAUUCAGCUGGAGCACACAAGAAAAUUUACGUUCAUCAGCAAUGAUGAGCCGUCAGACACACUGCCGGAACACGCACAAUUCUCUGCUACUCUGAUGGAGGAUGAAGAGGACGACGAUGAUGACAUUGCCUUCUUGUCAACCGAUACGAAAUUUAGUGCGGAACAAUUGCCAAUCACACAUGGAGAAAUUGAGCUGAAACACAUUACGCUAAACAGCAUCUGCGGAAAAACCAAACUACACUUACAUUCUCGAGCAUCCACGUCUUUUCUGCCUGCACUUACCGCAAAAGCUGACAAUGCUAAGACUCUAACCCCCACCGCAAAUGCGCAGCGAUCCUACCAAAAAUCCGGUAGAUAUGCAGCAGGUACUCAAGCCGCUACAGCGAGUAGUCACAAUGACAGGUCCAGCACCCCACUAGUAAUAUCCAGUGACGAAACUCCUACUCUACUAUCUAACAUGCCCAUUCGCAUUGUAAGUGGCACUGAAUUUGGCGACUUCAACGCUUCGUCGUCGCCAUUAUUGACGCGCGGAGCAUGGCCGUGGCUGGCCGCAAUUUACGUGAAUAAUUUGACAUCGCUUUCUUAUCAGUGCGCUGGCACUUUGGUGUCCGCGCAUGUGGUUGUAAGUUCAGCGCAUUGUUUCCACUUCCAAAGGCAACAUCACAAGGCCAGUGAAGUGUUAGUAUUUCUAGGUAGACAUAAUUUACGAAACUGGAAUGAGGAACACUCCAUCGCUGCACCGGUAAGUGAGAUUUUCCUACAUCCGGAAUAUGAUGCCACAUUGGGAACAUAUGAUGCGGACAUAGCGGUAUUGGUGUUGCAGAUUCAAGUUCGGUUCAACACUUAUAUUCUUCCUGCUUGCCUAUGGAGCGGUGACAGUCAACUUGAGAAUAUGGUUGGGGAGCGUGGCUUUGUUGUAGGUUGGGGCUUUUCGCACAUCCACGGAGGUGCUCCAUUGAUUGAUGAUAAGCCCACAAAAGCCGCAGUUCCACACGUCACUGAAUCACCAAUUGUUUCAAACGAAGUAUGUUUUGCGUCAAAUCCAAGAAUACGCAGCCUCAGUUCUAAUCGAACUUUCUGCGCAGGUUUGCAAACAGCUUCACCUGUAACUCGAAGUGCUGUCGGGCCUUGUGCCGGCGAUUCAGGUGCCGGGCUAUUGUUGCAAAGGAACAACCGUUGGAUAUUACGUGGCACAGUUUCGGCCGCUCUACCCGUGCAGCACAACAAAUGCAUCGGCAAUCAAUAUGUCAUACAUGCGGAUGUGGCAAAAUAUUUAGAUUGGAUCAUGGCAUUUACUCUUUAACAACUGGCAAGGGUUUGCAACGAUUUGCGAGUUCAAACGUAAAAUUUGAGGAUCAUUAAUUUAAGUAUAGUAUUAACAAGUUUCAAUAAACAAAUUUGAGAUUUUAUAAUAAUUCCCGAAUAAAUAUUUUACAUUUUA
Messenger RNA from Bactrocera oleae (olive fruit fly), 2450 nucleotides. RefSeq names its product gastrulation-defective (gene gd). The record is from RefSeq and is a predicted model, not a curated record. Gene Ontology annotation, biological process: proteolysis. Gene Ontology annotation, molecular function: serine-type endopeptidase activity. NCBI's taxonomy places the organism in Eukaryota, Metazoa, Arthropoda, Insecta, Diptera, Tephritidae.